CGACGGGGGGGGGGGGCCAUCGCGGUGACCCCAGCAGUGGCCUCGCUGCCGCGCGCCGUGGCUGAGCCGUUCCGACUCCUCGGACCCCCCGGGCCGGAUCUCACCCUUGCGCGCAGCGGAGACAGCGGAGGCGGCCACGGGAGCGUGAAGCAGCAUGUCUGACAAAAUGUCCAGCUUCCUCUACAUUGGGGACAUCGUGUCUCUGUACGCGGAGGGCUCAGUCAACGGCUUCAUCAGCACCCUGGGGUUGGUGGAUGACCGCUGUGUGGUACACCCAGAGGCAGGGGAUCUUACCAACCCCCCCAAGAAGUUCAGAGACUGCCUUUUCAAGGUCUGCCCCAUGAAUCGAUACUCUGCCCAGAAGCAAUAUUGGAAAGCCAAGCAGGCGAAGCAAGGAAACCACACAGAGGCUGCCCUGCUGAAGAAGCUUCAGCAUGCUGCUGAGCUGGAGCAGAAACAGAAUGAGUCGGAGAACAAGAAACUGUUGGGAGAAAUCGUGAAAUACAGCAACGUUAUACAACUACUGCAUAUAAAGAGCAACAAGUACCUGACUGUCAACAAGAGGUUGCCUGCUCUGCUGGAGAAGAAUGCCAUGCGCGUGUCCUUGGAUGCCGCAGGGAACGAAGGGUCCUGGUUCUACAUCCAUCCCUUCUGGAAGCUGAGAAGCGAGGGUGAUAAUAUCGUCGUAGGAGAUAAAGUUGUUCUGAUGCCGGUGAACGCUGGGCAGCCCCUGCAUGCCAGCAAUGUGGAACUCCUGGACAACCCAGGCUGCAAAGAGGUGAAUGCUGUCAAUUGCAACACUAGCUGGAAAAUCACUUUAUUCAUGAAAUUCAGCUCCUAUCGUGAGGAUGUGUUGAAAGGGGGUGAUGUCGUGAGACUGUUUCAUGCCGAACAAGAGAAGUUUCUGACCUGUGAUGACUACGAGAAAAAACAGCACAUUUUCCUUCGGACGACCUUGCGUCAGUCAGCAACGUCAGCUACUAGUUCUAAAGCACUCUGGGAAAUAGAGGUGGUUCACCACGAUCCGUGCCGGGGCGGUGCAGGACAGUGGAACAGCCUGUUCAGAUUUAAACAUCUUGCCACUGGGAACUACUUAGCUGCCGAGCUUAACCCUGACUAUCGAGAUGCUCAAAACGAGGGAAAGACUGUGAGAGAUGGAGAGCUUCCAACCUCAAAGAAGAAACGCCAGACUGGGGAGAAGAUUAUGUACACGCUAGUCUCAGUACCACACGGAAAUGACAUCGCAUCCCUUUUCGAACUUGAUGCCACAACUCUUCAGAGAGCUGACUGCCUGGUUCCAAGGAACUCCUAUGUGCGGCUAAGGCAUUUGUGCACCAAUACUUGGGUAACGAGCACCAGCAUCCCCAUCGACACGGAGGAAGAGAGGCCCGUCAUGCUGAAAAUUGGAACCUGCCAGACUAAGGAGGACAAAGAAGCCUUUGCCAUUGUGUGCGUCCCACUGUCCGAGGUCCGAGACUUAGACUUCGCCAAUGAUGCCAACAAAGUGCUGGCAACCACGGUCAAAAAACUGGAGAAUGGCAGCAUCACUCAGAAUGAGAGGAGGUUUGUGACUAAGUUGUUGGAAGACCUCAUCUUCUUUGUGGCUGACGUGACUAACAACGGACAGGAUGUUCUGGAUGUGGUCAUCACCAAGCCAAACCGGGAACGGCAGAAACUAAUGAGGGAACAAAACAUCCUGGCACAGGUGUUUGGGAUCCUUAAAGCGCCUUUCAAGGAGAAGGCGGGAGAGGGCUCGAUGCUGAGGCUGGAGGACCUGGGCGACCAGCGCUAUGCCCCCUACAAGUACGUGCUGCGCCUCUGCUACCGCGUCCUGCGGCAUUCCCAGCAGGACUACCGCAAGAACCAGGAAUACAUCGCUAAGAACUUCUGCGUUAUGCAGUCCCAGAUUGGCUAUGAUAUUCUGGCCGAAGAUACGAUCACAGCCUUGUUACACAACAACCGAAAACUACUGGAGAAGCACAUUACUGCAAAAGAAAUUGAGACCUUCGUCAACCUGCUCAGGAGGAACCGGGAGCCCAGGUUUCUGGACUAUCUGUCUGACCUCUGUGUGUCCAACAGCACCGCCAUCCCUGUCACUCAGGAACUCAUCUGCAAGUUCAUGCUGAGCCCCGGCAAUGCAGACAUCCUCAUCCAGACAAAGCUAGUGUCCAUGCAAGUGGAAAACCCCAUGGAGAGCUCCAUCCUUCCCGACGACAUUGAGGACGAGGAGGUGUGGCUCUACUGGAUUGACAGCAACAAGGAGCCUCAUGGCAAGGCCAUCAGGCACCUCGCCCAGGAAGCCAAGGAAGGCACCAAAGCUGACCUAGAAGUUCUGACCUAUUACAGGUACCAGCUAAACCUCUUCGCAAGGAUGUGCUUGGACCGCCAGUAUCUGGCCAUCAACCAGAUUUCAACACAGCUUUCCGUAGACCUGAUCCUUCGCUGUGUGUCUGAUGAGAGCCUGCCCUUUGACCUCCGAGCCUCUUUCUGUCGACUCAUGCUCCACAUGCACGUUGACCGGGAUCCCCAGGAGUCUGUGGUGCCUGUCCGCUACGCCCGGCUCUGGACCGAAAUCCCCACAAAGAUCACGAUUCAUGAGUAUGACUCUACCACAGACUCCUCCAGAAAUGACAUGAAGAGGAAAUUUGCCCUCACAAUGGAAUUUGUUGAAGAAUAUUUGAAAGAAGUUGUAAAUCAGCCAUUUCCUUUUGGAGACAAAGAGAAAAAUAAACUGACAUUUGAGGUGGUCCACCUGGCUCGGAAUCUGAUAUACUUUGGAUUCUACAGCUUCAGUGAGCUGCUGCGGCUGACAAGGACCCUGCUGGCCAUCCUAGACAUCGUCCAGACCCCCAUGUCAUCGUAUUUUGAACGAUUAAGCAAAUUUCAAGAUGGAAGCAACAAUGUCAUGAGGACCAUCCACGGGGUAGGAGAGAUGAUGACCCAAAUGGUGCUUAGCAGAGGCUCCAUCUUCCCAGUGAGUGUGCCCGAAGCGCAGCCCAGCGCCCACCUCAGCAAGCAGGCAAGCCCCAGUGACCAGGAGGACGUGACGGUGAUGGACACCAAGCUGAAGGUCAUUGAGAUUCUACAGUUCAUCCUGAGUGUCAGGCUGGAUUACCGGAUCUCAUACAUGCUGUCCAUAUACAAGAAGGAAUUUGGGGAGAACAAUGACAAUGGUGACACCUCUGCCAGUGGAUCCCCGGACACGUUGCUACCAUCAGCUAUUGUUCCUGACAUUGACGAGAUUGCAGCCCGGGCAGAAACGAUGUUUGCUGGAAGGAAGGAAAAAACUCCAGUUCAGCUUGAUGAUGAAGGAGGCAGGACGUUCUUGCGGGUCCUCAUCCACCUGAUCAUGCAUGACUACCCCCCGUUGCUCUCGGGGGCCUUGCAGCUCUUAUUCAAGCACUUCAGCCAGAGAGCAGAAGUGCUGCAGGCCUUUAAACAGGUGCAGCUGCUGGUGUCGAACCAGGAUGUGGAUAACUACAAGCAAAUCAAGGCAGAUCUCGACCAGCUCAGGCUGACGGUGGAAAAAUCUGAGUUGUGGGUUGAGAAGAGCAGCAGCUAUGAGAAUGGAGAGAUUGGCGAAGGUCAGGCCAAAGGAGGCGAAGAGACAAAUGAGGAAUCCAACCUCUUGAGUCCGGUGCAGGAUGGCGUGAAGACGCCGCAAAUUGACAGCAACAAAGGCAACAACUACCGGAUCGUCAAGGAGAUCUUGAUCAGGCUGAGUAAGCUCUGCGUGCAGAACAAGAAGUGUCGCAACCAACACCAGCGACUGCUGAAGAACAUGGGGGCUCACGCGGUGGUGCUGGACCUUCUGCAGAUCCCCUACGAAAAGAACGAUGAGAAGAUGAACGAGGUGAUGGAAUUAGCCCACGCCUUCCUGCAGAACUUCUGCCGGGGGAACCCACAGAAUCAAGUUCUCCUUCACAAACAUCUCAACCUGUUCCUGACUCCUGGACUCCUGGAAGCAGAAACCAUGCGACACAUCUUCAUGAACAACUAUCACCUGUGCAACGAGAUCAGCGAGAGGGUCGUCCAGCACUUUGUGCACUGUAUUGAGACGCACGGCCGCCACGUGGAGUACCUGCGGUUCCUGCAGACGAUCGUGAAAGCAGAUGGCAAAUACGUGAAGAAAUGCCAGGACAUGGUAAUGACCGAGUUGAUCAACGGGGGUGAAGAUGUGCUGAUAUUUUACAACGACAGAGCAUCAUUUCCCAUCCUCCUCAACAUGAUGUGCUCAGAGAGAGCCCGCGGGGAUGAGAGCGGCCCCCUAGCCUACCACAUCACCCUUGUGGAGUUGCUGGCAGCCUGUACGGAGGGGAAGAACGUCUACACCGAAAUCAAGUGCAAUUCUCUCUUGCCUCUGGACGACAUCGUGAGGGUGGUGACCCAUGACGACUGUAUCCCUGAGGUGAAGAUUGCAUAUGUGAACUUCGUCAAUCACUGUUAUGUUGACACGGAAGUGGAGAUGAAAGAAAUCUAUACAAGUAACCACAUUUGGAAGUUAUUUGAAAACUUCUUGGUGGAUAUGGCAAGGGUCUGUAAUACCACCACGGACAGGAAACACGCAGACGUCUUCCUGGAGAGGUGUGUGACGGAGUCGGUCAUGAACAUCGUCAGCGGCUUCUUCAACUCGCCCUUUUCGGAUAACAGUGCCAGCCUCCAGACACACCAGCCGGUCUUCAUCCAGCUGCUGCAGUCUGCAUUCAGAAUCUACAACUGUACCUGGCCCAGCCCAGCCCAGAAGGCCUCGGUGGAGUCCUGCAUCAGGGCGCUGGCUGAAGUGGCCAAAAAUCGUGGUAUUGCAAUCCCAGUGGAUUUGGAUGGCCAGGUUAACACACUCUUCAUGAAGAACCAUUCAAGUACGGUGCAGAGGGCGGCCAUGGGCUGGAGGCUCUCAGCUCGAUCUGGACCUCGGUUCAAGGAAGCUCUUGGAGGGCCAGCAUGGGAUUACAGAAACAUUAUCGAGAAGUUACAGGAUGUCGUCGCAUCCCUGGAGCAGCAGUUCAGCCCCAUGAUGCAGGCCGAGUUCUCCGUGCUAGUCGACGUGCUCUACAGUCCGGAGCUGCUGUUCCCGGAGGGGAGCGAUGCCAGGAUAAGAUGUGGCGCCUUUAUGUCAAAGCUGAUUAAUCACACAAAGAAACUAAUGGAGAAAGAAGAAAAACUGUGCAUUAAAAUCCUCCAGACCUUACGGGAGAUGCUGGAGAAGAAAGACAGCUUCGUGGAAGAGGGUAGCAUACUCCGGAAAAUCCUCUUGAACCGCUACUUCAAAGGUGACCAUGGCGUUGGUGCCAAUGGACCUCUGUCAGGGGCCUAUGCCAAGACAGCACAAGUGGGAGGAGGCUUCUCUGGACAGGACUCGGACAAGAUGGGGAUUUCCAUGUCUGACAUCCAGUGUCUGCUGGACAAAGAAGGAGCAUCCGAACUUGUCAUCGAUGUCAUAGUGAACACCAAAAAUGACAGGAUUUUCUCCGAAGGCAUUUUGCUUGGCAUCGCCUUGCUGGAAGGAGGAAACACACAGACCCAGUAUUCUUUCUACCAGCAGUUGCAUGAACAAAAGAAGUCAGAAAAAUUCUUCAAAGUCCUUUAUGACCGGAUGAAGGCCGCUCAGAAAGAGAUCAGAUCCACGGUGACUGUCAACACCAUAGACUUAGGGAGCAAGAAGAGAGACGAUGACAAUGACCUCGUGGCCUCAGGCCCUCGGAUGAGAGUGAGAGAUCCAUCACUUCACCUGAAAGAGGGAAUGAAGGGACAGCUAACAGAGGCCUCCUCAGCCACCUCCAAAGCCUACUGUGUGUACAGACGAGAGAUGGACCCAGAGAUAGACAUGAUGUGCCCAGGCCCAGAAGCGGGGAGUGCAGAGGAAAAGUCUGCCGAGGAAAUUACCAUGAGCCCAGCCAUCACCGUCAUGCAGCCCAUCCUCAGGUUCCUGCAGUUACUGUGUGAGAAUCACAACCGGGAGCUACAGAACUUCUUGAGGAAUCAGAACAACAAAACAAACUACAAUCUUGUGUGUGAGACGCUGCAGUUUCUGGACUGCAUUUGUGGAAGCACCACAGGCGGCCUGGGCCUGCUGGGGCUCUACAUCAAUGAGAAGAAUGUAGCGUUGGUGAACCAGACCCUGGAGAGCUUGACGGAGUACUGCCAGGGCCCGUGCCAUGAAAACCAGACCUGUAUCGCCACUCACGAGUCAAAUGGCAUUGACAUCAUCAUCGCCUUGAUUCUGAAUGACAUCAACCCUCUUGGCAAAUACAGAAUGGACCUGGUGCUACAGCUGAAGAACAACGCCUCCAAGCUUUUGCUGGCUAUUAUGGAGAGCAGACAUGACAGCGAGAACGCAGAGAGGAUUCUCUUCAACAUGAGACCUAGGGAGCUGGUGGAUGUGAUGAAGAACGCCUAUAACCAAGGACUGGAGUGUGACCACGGGGACGAGGAAGGAGGGGAUGACGGGGUUUCUCCCAAGGACGUUGGACACAACAUCUACAUUCUGGCCCACCAGUUGGCCCGACACAAUAAACUGCUUCAGCAGAUGCUCAAACCAGGAUCUGAUCCCGAAGAAGGGGACGAAGCCUUGAAGUAUUACGCCAACCACACUGCACAGAUUGAGAUUGUGCGGCACGACAGGACUAUGGAGCAGAUUGUCUUCCCUGUCCCCAACAUCUGCGAGUUCCUCACCCGGGAAUCCAAGUACCGAGUGUUCAACACCACGGAGAGAGACGAGCAGGGAAGCAAGGUGAAUGACUUCUUCCAGCAAACAGAGGACCUCUACAACGAGAUGAAAUGGCAGAAGAAGAUCAGAAACAACCCCGCCCUGUUCUGGUUCUCCAGGCACAUCUCCCUCUGGGGGAGCGUCUCCUUCAACCUGGCUGUGUUCAUCAACCUGGCUGUGGCUCUCUUCUACCCUUUCGGGGAUGAUGGCGAUGAAGGUACGCUUUCCCCGUUGUUCUCGGUUCUCCUUUGGAUAGCAGUAGCGAUCUGCACAUCUAUGCUGUUUUUCUUCUCCAAGCCUGUGGGUAUCCGGCCAUUUCUUGUGUCUAUCAUGCUCAGAUCAAUAUACACCAUCGGUCUGGGGCCAACACUAAUACUUCUUGGUGCUGCUAAUCUAUGUAAUAAAAUCGUGUUCCUGGUGAGUUUUGUGGGAAAUCGAGGCACAUUCACCCGAGGUUAUCGAGCGGUCAUCCUGGACAUGGCCUUUCUCUACCAUGUGGCGUACGUCCUGGUUUGCAUGCUCGGCCUCUUUGUCCACGAGUUCUUCUACAGCUUCCUGCUCUUUGAUUUGGUGUACAGAGAAGAGACCCUGCUGAACGUCAUCAAAAGCGUCACUCGCAAUGGCCGCUCCAUCAUCCUGACCGCGGUCUUGGCUCUCAUCCUGGUCUACCUGUUCUCCAUCAUUGGCUUCCUUUUCCUGAAGGAUGACUUCACCAUGGAAGUGGACAGACUGAAAAUAAAAACACCAGUCCCAGGUAAUCACGGGGCUCCCACCAUGACCCUACCUUCCAUGAUGGGGACCUGUCAGAAGGAGAACUGUUCACCCACGAUCCCCUCUUCCGACGCAGCUGACGAAGGGAGUGAUGAUGGAAUCGAGAGGACGGGAUAUGAGUGUGCAUUCCAUGUGUGUUUCACACUUCGGUUGCAGGAGCCCUUGUUCGCCGCCCGGGUGGUUUAUGACCUCCUCUUCUUCUUCAUUGUCAUCAUCAUCGUUCUUAACCUGAUCUUCGGUGUGAUCAUUGACACCUUUGCUGACCUCAGAAGUGAGAAGCAGAAGAAGGAAGAAAUUCUCAAGACAACCUGCUUCAUCUGCGGCCUGGAGAGGGACAAAUUUGACAACAAGACAGUCUCCUUCGAAGAACACAUUAAAUCAGAGCACAACAUGUGGCAUUACUUGUACUUCAUCGUCCUGGUGAAGGUGAAGGACCCGACAGAAUACACAGGGCCUGAGAGCUACGUGGCUCAGAUGAUCACGGAGAAGAAUCUGGACUGGUUUCCUCGGAUGCGGGCCAUGUCACUUGUCAGCAAUGAAGGUGACAGCGAGCAAAACGAGAUCCGGAACCUGCAGGAGAAGCUGGAGUCCACCAUGGGUCUGGUGAGGCAGCUAUCUGGGCAGCUGGCAGAGCUGAAGGAGCAGAUGACAGAACAAAGGAAGAACAAGCAGAGGCUGGGCUUCCUUGGAUCAAACACACCCCAUGUGAACCAUCACAUGCCACCACACUGACACCAUGGGGGCACGCCGUGACCAGCCUUUCAUCAGAUGCCUGCCUCGUUGCUGAAGGAAGGAUGAGAUGGAGGGAGCAAACAGUGGCUAUUGUUGAGAAGCUAAAAACAGCCAAGUGCCAAGAUGCUGAGCCAUUGAGCUCCCGGAACAAUCCGUAACUGUGUUUUCACGCUUGAGAAGACUCAAGCUAAAAAAACCAGCACAGGGCACAGACUCUCAGUGCAGCAGGAAACAACCAGGCUGGGGGGGAGCAGCAGACUGCUCAAUCGAUGGGCCUUGGGCUGGUCUCUCACAUGCUGUCUGCAACCUGGAGUCCGGUUAGAUUUUAUUUCUUCAAAUUGUGGCACACAGGUCAGAGACGAGAAGCCACACUCGGCUGGUGGCCGAGUCUGACUAAGAAAAAAAAUUUUAAAGAUUAAAAAAAAACAAGACCUGAAAAAGGAAUCUCUGUUAAGCUUCUGAAUCUUACAUGUAACCGGACAGUUUCUUCACGACAUGAAAUGUGACGGGCUCAGAGCUCUACACGCUUGGUGUGCUUUGAAGGUUCACACCCCACACACGGAAAACAUAACUGGAGCAGGGUCGCUUUCUCCCGGAUUCUGUGCAGGGCUGCACAAAAGGGAGGUUUCAUAGAACUGGCUAAGAGUGCGCUUAAAGUCACGUGAAUGCCAAGAUCAUGAAAGUGGAGAGGCUUGACCAGGAAGCAGGGUUGAGCACAGAUGCUAUUAAAAUAUACUGGUAUUAAUAAAGGAAACACUCAAAGGGACAGAGAACAUUGAGAAAUUCCUCUGGUGGUUUUGCCUUUCACAAGCAUGGAGUAAAAAGCAAGUUGAUUUGUACCUGUGGUGCCUGAGGACCUGAGUGUUUGCUAUCCCUGCAGCGGUGGGAGGGAAAUCUAAGGACUAUAUUGAAUACUCAAGAAUAUGCAGGCUUUCAAUGGCUGUUACAGUAACAGUUUGUCAAAGUGUAGGCAGGAUGGAAGUUCCUUCCCCCAAACUGUUUCCAUGUUGAAUCUUGGGACCAGAAUUUAUGUAGGGAGAGAAUAGCCUGGGUAGAUACAUUGUUUUUGGAGACUAUUUGAGGCGUUAGAGACAGAGAUGAGGAAAGAGUGAAAACUGUGGUGGAGGGCCACCAGCCAUGACACUACAUUCUGAGCCUCUCAGCCACCAAGGGCCACGUGGGGUUUGUUACAACAACGUUUAAAGCUUUAGGGGGCUUCAAGGCAGCUUUAGCUGUUGGCUCCUAAUAAAUAAAAUCCUGGAUCUAUAUGGACUCACUGUGCAGCUGGGAAGCCUGAGUGGAUCCACCUUCUACUUCAUGGGUCUAGCCUUGGGACCCAGUGAGAGGCACUGAAUUUACUCAACCUGCACACACUAAGACCAUCCUAAAAUAAGACAUGCUCUUGGACAGAGCAGGACUUCUCUUAGCCUGAAGUUGGAGGCUGCUGACACCCAUGACCUAAAGUGUUGUGAGCUAAUUCAGUGCAGCACUGACCUUUGGCCCUUGUCAGGGAUCUGCUGCAGUUACCCCUAAUUCUUUGAUAGAACUUUAACGUAUAAUUACCAACUUUUGUCUAAUGGUGCCACCAAAAUUAGACUGAGGCAGCCAUUUUUAAAAACCCAAGGCUAUCAAUGCUGUGACAGUCUUUGAUAAAAGUCCAGUACACUGGGCAAGAGAAAGGGGCGGAAACUGCUGUGUGGUAUGUCUGACCUAACGUCCAAGCCAUUACAGCAGCUCACUGUCUGACACUAUCUUCUCCUGUGGGAAAUACCCAGAAGAGAUUUCUCCUAAUAAGACUCUCACUGUGUCAAUUUUUUUCAGCUGCAAUUUUUCUUUCUUUCCCCUCUACAAGAUAAAGACUAUAAAAUGAAAUUUUUAAAGAAAAGCAAAUGAAACAAAAGGCACUUUUCUAGGACAUGGAAUUCAUAAAGAUAUUUAAAAAUGAGGAAAUCUGAAGUCUGGUGAGAGUUUUAUAUUUGUUAUGUGUGUUUGUUAAUGCAAACUGGAUUGUUUGAAGUUGAGUAUACUUGGUAUUCUCAUAUGUAUAUAGCAAUAUUAAAAACACAGUCACCUCUGACUUCUGUGCUAGGGAGGGUUUUUCUUAAUAUUUAGGUUAUUAAAAUCCAUAUUGAUUAAAAGUCGCAGCUCCCACUGAAUAAUAUUUUUAAUUUACAAAAGGGUUUGCUCUCCUGUGUGUUCCAUUCUGAGGCUAAAGAGUUUAAUGAAAGAUGUUUUCUAAAUUAAAAUAAUCAUUGGGGAGUAGAGAUCUUGCACUAUCUAGAGAGAAUAUUGACCAGUUGUGUGCAUGCAAAGAUGGUAUUUCCUACCCUUUAGAAAGUUAAGUUACAAAAGGGCUUAUUUUCCUCAAUCUGCCAUUUUUUGCCUGUGGAUAAAGAUUGCAAUUUUUGGUAGACUAUUGAUAAUUUCAGGGAGCUAAUUCAUUUGAAUCAAUGCUGAUAUUGUGUUGAUCCCCGUAUCUCCAACUCACAGCUCAGGCUUUUGACUGUCAUUUAAUUACCAACUGUAACGUGGUAUGACCCACCCUGAGACUGAGUGUGAGUAAGGAGGCCUGGAGGUUGGUGAUGAAGACUAGAGAGGGGACUUCACUUCCCAGCAUGCCAUGUAACCGGGAAAGAAGCAGCUCACCUUCAGGGACCCAGUCGCUUGAGUAGGUCAACAAUGCAUGGGGUUGAUGACAUCACAUCUCAGAGCCUGUAACCAUGCAGACAGCCACACUGUGGAAGAGUAAACAGAAAAUGGCACAUUCCUGACAGCCACUUUAAAGCUUUGUUGAAAGAUUCUAUCCUGGAGAUCCCUUCCAAAAUAGUGUCAGAUGCAAUACAGUUAUCACCUGGAGGGAGCGGGCAUCUUCAACCCAGACACAGAUGGCUGUAGGAGCCAGGCAAAGAGCUAGCAAAGCUGUGCACAUCUCUGAGGCUCCUGCCCUGAGCAGGGGUGGGGAGGCUAUGUAAGCCAGGCUAAGCUUCUAUUUUCAAAAUUUGACAGCCAAUUCCAGAUUUCAGAAAAUGCUGGAGGCUACCCGAGGCCCUGUACUCACUCCUCUGCUGCCGCUUUGAAAUAAGGAUUGAUAGGACUCCUGUGUAGAAGACGACACCAUGCUCAAACCAAACAGAACUGAGUGCAUGUGAAAACAGAGCUCUUGUGAUCAGCUCUCCGUCACCUCCCUGGAGUGUUCCCACAGACUCAAGCAGUUCGUGAAGUGACUGUGCCAGUUCUUACAUCAACAAAUGGAUUCUCUUUCCUCUAGCAAGAGAGAAUGUCUAUCUUGUCUUUUAAAAAGGUGAUUUUAACAUACUGUCAGGGACUGGAUAACUUAUUAGUUAAUAUUAAUAAAAAGAAUUUGCAUCUGG
Messenger RNA from Cricetulus griseus (Chinese hamster), 11580 nucleotides. NCBI's taxonomy places the organism in Eukaryota, Metazoa, Chordata, Mammalia, Rodentia, Cricetidae. The record is from RefSeq and is a predicted model, not a curated record.